AUGCAAAACAAAAGAACAGAUGAAGACGAUCAUAGCAAUAACUCAUUUUAUGAUAUGUAUGAAGAAGAUAAUGUAUUGACGAUUGCGGAUGGUGAUGAAACAGAUUUAAAUGAUGAUGAGUUAAGUGAUAAUUCUUGUUCCUGGUCAGUUAACGAUGAAGAUGAACCACCACCACCUUAUGAUAGUUCUUGGACUAUGCAAAAUAUUGCAAACUUACCUAAAAUUUCAACAUCACCCAAAAAAAUAUCAUUUUCAAUCCCUCAAAAUGAAGAUCAAUCAACAGAUACUUCAUCUGUCCCUGCUACACCAACACGCCGUAGACAAAUUCGCGUACGUCGUGGUCGACGAUUACUCCGACGAAAAACCUCUUCUGUUGAACUUCAAAGUACACAAAGAACAAAUAAUGGGCGCGGAGGACCUAUGGAUCAAGACGAGUUGUUGCUUAAAGUUAAUGAAAAGUUGUCAGAUAUGAUAUCUCAAGGCACAGCAGCAUUGAACAGUACUGUUGAUGUAACUGAAGUUGAAAUGAUGCUCUCAGAAGAAAGAGAACGCGAAGAAAAAAUAAUGAGAGAACUUGGACUCCAAUCACCUGUUGGACGUCGUAACAAAAGGUUUACUAAUUCGCCAUCUUCGGACUAUGAAUAUUAUAGCUCUUUAUCUGAUUCUGGCAGUUAUUCUGCACCAGAAACAUCUUAUUGUGAAUAUGGUUAUGGUUCUAAUAGUGGAUUUGCCUCACCAACUGGAUAUGAUACUCCUUUAAGAUAUGUAAAAUCAAGAUUUUCAGCAACAGGAAUUGUAUUGAUGUUUCAUCAAAAACUAAAUCUUCCUAUUGGACCACUAUAUGAAUUCGAGAAAUUGAUAAAAUGUCAAUUCAGGUGCACAUUAAGGUAUGAUUUCCAGUGUUGGCAAUCAGAAACUACACAUGGGAGGAAACGGGAUGCUAAAGAGGAUGCAUCCAGAGUGGCAUUGAAAUAUCUGACAAAAACUUACAGAAAACAAGCGCUUCACAUCCAACGUACACUUAUUUUCAAUUACAAGUUGGGGCCAAAGAAAUCGGUGUUUGGUAAAGGUGUUAGACAAAUUUCUCAUUUUACCUUGCCAGGAAACGGAUUACCACCAUGUGAGAUUUGGUUAAACCAACAAUAUCAACAACUCGGCAUACCCAUUAUUCCUGAUUCACUACCACAGUCAACACCACCGCCUAGGAUUCUCUUGGCACGAUUUAUGCUAAAAUAUAAUCUUGGUGUUCCAUUGUUUGUAGACAUUGAUCUGCCAUCAGCAUCAUCAAUAAACAUUAAUACUGGUGAUUGUAUUGAUUAUAUUGCUAUAGCAAAAGCGAUAGCUGAUUCUGCUAGCGCUACAUUAACAGCCAAUUCUGCUGGUCCAACGACAUUUCAUGCCUACCGCAAAGCAUUGAAAGAAGGAAUUAGAUCAUAUCAAAUCAGAUAA
Entrophospora sp. SA101 is the source of this 1449-nucleotide messenger RNA. NCBI's taxonomy places the organism in Eukaryota, Fungi, Glomeromycota, Glomeromycetes, Entrophosporales, Entrophosporaceae. The record is from the annotation of a GenBank genome assembly.